Molecule: messenger RNA, 10311 nt
Organism: Anastrepha obliqua
Lineage: Eukaryota; Metazoa; Arthropoda; Insecta; Diptera; Tephritidae
Gene: mura
Exons: 12
Coding region: 1440-6611 (1723 amino acids)
Source: RefSeq, a predicted model, not a curated record
UGAAGAAAUAAAAUAAAAAUAAAAGUGACUUUUACACUUGGAAUUGGUGUUUUAUAUUGAAGAGAACUCAAAUUAUACGCUUAUGCUCUCUAUUCACUCUGCUCGGUAGUCGAGCCAGCAAACUCACCAAGAAAUAUUAUUCACAAUAGAGGAUAUGUGAACGCAAUGAACAUUGCUGUGCUUCGGCACACUGUGUUUUUGUCACUCGUUGUGAGCGGAUGUUUGGAGUUGUCAUAUUCGUUGUCAGGUUACUCAGUUAUUUUGUGAAAAAAAAAAAAAACAAACAGAUAAACAUACAAUUUAUAAUAAUGCAAUUGAAUUUGUAUACACUGAUGAUUUCAUUAGCUUUGUUUUUAAACUGAAGUAACUGUGUGUAUGCGUAGGGGCGGCCGAGAAUGUGUAUCCAUAGUGAGUAAAAAAGUAAAAACGAAAACAAAUUAUAAAUGAAAUAAAAUAAAGCGCAUGAUGAAGUUUCAAAUAGAUUCAGAGAAUUUGAUUGUUCGCAUUUAAAAAAGAUAAAACGCGUAAAAGAAAACAGCGAAUAGAAAAAAUACUUUUGGAAAACACCUUAGGUGUCAAACUGUAAGAAAAAAGAAAGAGCGGAAGCGGAUAUUUAACUUCGCAACAACGCAUACAACGGAAAUCUACGAAAUAGUAUAGCUGAUUAAAAGUAUACGAAAUCUGUUGAAAAGCUGAAAAACAAAAUAUAAAGUGAAAAAGUACAAUUUCAUAUUGUGCGGCAUAUAAAUCAAAAAGCAGUUGCCAUCAAAGCUAACAAAUAUUAUCAUAUAACGGUACAUUAAAAGAAAACCGAGCUCCAAAAAUAAAUUGCAUCUUAAGAAAAAUAGUAUUUCACCAACACAACAUGCAUAGCUGAGACGAUAGAGAAAGAGAAUAAAGCAAUCCAUGUGAUGUCGCUUCAAUAGUAACCAUAGAAGAAGAAUAUUUGCGUGCAAAGGAGUUCAGAUUGUUUUAUUGCAUAUUUUGGUUGGUUGGUGGUUUGUUUUUGGUUAAUAAACAUUUGUUGCAAGCAUUUGCGCCAAUGCAAGAAAAUAAAAUGUAUCUAGUUCAUAUCUACAACCUUUUUGUUUGGGAAUUUACACAGAGUUGCAACUACAAUACUACUAAACCCACAGUCUCAUGUGUGUGAGUGCUGUUUGCUAUGCAUUUUGGCGCUGGGAAUCAUGCGGGCGAACGCACAAAACAAUCAGCUGGCCUAGUGAAAUUUGUGGAGAUCCAACCAAAAACCCACCCAAUCAACCAAACAACCAACAUUCAAACUUCAAGUGCUUACUUACUUUCGGGCGCGCAGAGGAGUUUUUCAACACUUCAUCAAGUAAAUUAAAGCCAACAUCUUCAGUAUUUUAUUGGUGCUGGUAGGCGAUAAAGAAAGCAGGGCGGGCUCUCAAGCACAGCUAUUAGAGUAUUAUUUUGCUGCUAUGUUGAAUCCCAAUCACACGGGCGCAACGCGGCGUCCCUUCUCGCGCAAUGCACCAAGUCGCAACCAUCCCAGCCGGAUGCUUUUCUCACCGCACCAUCAUUCGCGUCACAUGUUGCAACAGCAACAACAGCAGCAGCAGUUACAUGCACAUGCUCACGCGCAUGCGCACACCCAAUCGCGCAUAGGCAUUGGCAAUGGGAACGGAAAUGGCGCUAACGGCGGUGGCAGUGGUGUCGGCGGUUUCGCCUUGGGGAGCAAUGGAGGCUCCCUAUGCAAUGGCGGACAAUGGUACAACAAUAAAGACAACAAUAUGGACAAUUGGAAUGCACUCGGCGAUGUACAAACAAGUAAUAAUAACAGUGGAAGUUGUCCUAAUAAUAGCAAAGGAAAUCACUAUAGUCACAACCACAAUUACCACCAUAACCACCACAGUCACAAUCUACUCCAUCACAGUAAUGGCAAUGGUCAUACCUUUCACCAAAAUCAUAAUCAUAACCAGCUUAACUAUAAAGAUACCAACUAUAAUAAUAAUAGUAAUAGUAAUCAUCAUCACCAUCAAAAUAGCCAAAGCCAAAGCCAAAGUCAAACCCAAGCCCACCACUAUUAUCGCCAAGUAUACCACAAUAGCCACAAUCACUGUCAGCAUCCGUCACAAGAGCAUACGCACCAACAAUAUAUCCACAAAAGUAUUUCCUCUAGCUCUGGGUCAGCAUCGGCCUCUAGUUCCACAACCGCUUCAACCUCUGGCAAUGCACCUGCCCCUUCUCCACAACCAGCGGCGAGCACCAAUUCCAGUAUUGCCAAUGUGACAACACUAUUGCCAGCAGUAUCCUUAUCGCCCAGCAGCAAUUUCCUUCACUUCCCCAACCACAGUCCCAACCCACCGCCCAAUUUACGAUUGUGUGAGCUUACGAAUAAUAUUAGCAUUUCACCACUGUCAUCUUCAACACUGAAUGUCGCUACACUAAACAAUUGCAAUUUCAAUGAUCAAGAAAAGAUUCCGAACUUGAAAUUACCUGCCCUAUUGUCACCACUCCAGAUUUCCCUUACAUCCAAUGCCUCAUCGCUUGUUUCACCCACCUCACUAGCAAACUCUCAUUCCGCAAAUAACUUUCAGCAAUCGCAAACUAGUCCACAAACAAAUCAAACACCCAAAUCAAACUUAAGUCCAUAUCCAAGUUCCAAUUAUACGCAAAGUCGCAACCAAAUUAAUCAUAACCACCAUUACCACGGUAGUCGACAAUCCCACCUCAAUCAUAACCGCAACCACAACCAUAACCACAGACAAAAUCUGAAUCAAAAUCAUACAAGCCAUAAUCAUGUCAGCCAUAACAAUAAUUUGAAUAAUAAUAAUAAUAAUAAUAGUAGUAAUCAGCAUCAACAAAAUCAAAAUCAUUAUCACAAUUCGAACAAAAACCCAACACAUCAAUAUCACAUCCACAACCAAAAUAAACCGACUAAUAACCAAUCCCACCUCCCGCUAAGAAAUACAAAUCUAAUUUCCACAAACACUACAAAGUCUACAACUACAACUACAACUGAAAAUAGUAACUGUACUGAUGAUGUGAAUGUAACUUCUUGUACUGACAUAAUUCCUCAACGUGAACCAUCACCGCCACCAUUAUCGCCACAAUUGAUGAACAACCAACAACGACGAUGGCGACAACAACAACAACAACAACAAAAUUUGUUAUUAACAAUGGCCACAACCACUGGGGUAUCUGCAUCAUCCACUACACACACGUCCUCGAAUCAACAAUUACAACGUCAUAAACAACAAAAAAAUCAACGCACAUCGGGUGCGCCCUCAACGUCUUCCCGUUGUUCAUCGGCAACAACAACAACAACACCACCAACGGCAACAACGUCCAAUCAUUUGAUCUUUAAUGGAACGCAUAAAAAUUCGAAUAAUAAAAACACGAAAACAUCGCUAAUGAAUAUACCUGCCACAAUGAUGACAACAACAACAACAACAACACCACCAAACGCACCUUCCACAUCACCAAUAUUUAUCUCACCAUGGACGACGAUGACGCCUGUGCCUAUAUCCACAUCUCCCUCGAUAAUAUCGACACCAACAAUAACAACACUGUCCACAAUAAAAAAAACGCGCAAUCCUAAUCUGCCCAUUUCCAAUUUCACGUGUGCGUCUUCUAAUUAUAAUCCUUCCACUUCUACUUCUACUCUUGUUGCAUUUUCUUCUCCUUUUUCUUCUUCUUCUGGGAUAUCUUCGAUCUCAUUGGGAACUGAAUCGCAUGCGACAUCUUCAACCCAUGUUGUUGGUGUUGCUGCUUCCACUGCGUCAAUGGCUGAAUCCGUCAAUACAUUGAAUUUUCAUAACGACAACAACAAACACAAUGAUAAUAAUAUUCAUAUGAAAUACCCGACUGAUGGCACUUUGAUUUGUGAUAAUACCAAUAAUCUGACAAAUAACAAUAUCAACAGCAACCACAAUAACAACAACAACCAUCACCAACAAUUCAAUUCGAUGGGUUUCGGGCAACAACAACACCUGCGGCAUUUACGUUUUAGCAAUAAUGGACGUGGCCUAUUGAAUGGUGGUAUGGAUAAUGGCGGUAGCCAUGGUGAAUAUAAUAACAGCAACAAUUACCGACGGGGUGGUGGAAAUCAAAAUAGCAAUAUGAAUGGUAAUGGUAACUCCAUGCUGAUGCAUCGCCACAAUGGUGACUACUACCCCAAUAGUCACCACAACCAUCAGCACUAUCAGUAUAGUGACCAGAAUCGCCGACACAGUGUCAGCAACAACAAUGGCAACAACAGCAAUGCAACUAGCUCAGGGUUAUUCGAUAGAAAUAAUAGUAACAGCAAUAGCAAUGUAAAUGGGAAUACCAGCAAUAGUACCAACAGUGUGCAUUUCGAUGGUCAUGGCAAUGGCAACCAUUCCCGAAUCGGUGACUUCCACAAUGACAAUCGCUCAGAACGUGGGGGAGGAGCAGAGGCCAAUGGUAUUGGCGCCAGUAGCAGCAAUGGUUACAGCACAGCACGUAAUGGUAAUAAUUACGGACGUAAUGGACAUCAAAAUGGCGGUAGUGGCUCCUAUCAUUACCACCAUCAUAACCAUUACAACAACAAUGGUCCAUCAACAUCAUCUGCUGCAUUAGCAGGUGCUAGCGGUAGUGUUGCCAGCUUGUUGGACGCACCUACUGGCUCUUCUGGCAUUCUGGGCUCCACUACUUCGUUGAACAGUGGGCCUAUUGGGCUUAAGUCGGACAGCCCAUCGCGUAAGCGGCGUCGCAUAUCCGGACGCAUGCCCAGCCAGUCGCCGCCGGCAAUUUGGGAACAGCGUCGUUCACCUCGUACUCAAAUGCAGCAAGGAAGUCCCCCAAUUCGACGACCCCGUCUCCGGGACGCAGGACCUUCUCAGCAAAUUCAUGGCCACCUCAAUAGCGGCAACGUCAAUAAUAACAACAACAAUAGCACUAUUAACGGUAGCAGCAAUCAUUUGCAAAGCUACCACCAGCCACAGCAUUCAAUACCGCACACCCCAUAUUACAUUCGUCAGCAUAUGCCACCACCGGUACUGCAGCAGCAACAACAACAGCAGCAGCAACAACAUCAGACGCAACCUUUGUCACAGCCUCAACCGCAACUCCAGCAACGUUCACCUUGGGAACAUUCGCUUACUGCAGCUGCAGUAAUAACCAGCCCCAACGCUGCUCCAGCGACUGUGAAUGCUUUUAUUCAACAAACGUCACCCCCGCCACAAUCGCCCGGCCACCAUCAUCAGCCAUCUCUUGUGGGUGCGCCACCUCCACCGCCACCGCUGAUGCUGGACAUCAAUCAAGUUCCUGUCAGCCUACCCUUACGUCAUGCCGAACCCAUUUGGGCGUCCAUAUGCACCUACCCCGCACCACCACCGCAAGCGCGAAUGGCACCUUGCCAUUUGCAUGGCAUCUAUUCGCAACCAUUCGCAGCUCCAGCGUGUAAUACACAUCCCAGCACUCAAUUCCCUCCUGCUACGGCUGGUUUUGCUGCUGCCGCUGGUGCUCCCAUACAGAUGUCCCAACCGCCACAGGUGCAAGUGAAUGCUGCUGCAGCUGCGCAGCAACAGCAAACGCAACAGGCCGCCGCUCUAAUGGCAGCCGCCUCUGUAGCCGCAGCCAACUACCAACAUGCUGCUCAUUUGACUCAACAACAGCGCACAGAAGCUACUGCAGCUGCAGCUGCUGUAGCGGGACUUUCUCUAGAACAAGCUGGCGCUCACCAUCUGGACGCACAUCAAGGCCAUACUGCUGCUGUAGCCACACCACCGACACAUCACAAUCAACUUCAAGCAACACCAAUACACAUCACCUCAAUGUCGGCAGUGGCCGCUGCAGCAGCGCAUCAUUUACGCACAACAGCGAGUGCAGCUGUAUCACAAAUGUCUGCGGCGCCACAACCGAUCCUUGUCUCAACAGAGAGACGCGUAUUCCCACCACAUCGUCGUAUUACUCGUUUCUGGCCUGCACACCAUCCACACGCACCACACCGCCCUAUGCUUCCACCACAGGCUUUGGGUCCGCACCAGGCCACACCUGUUCAAAUUCAAACGACUACCGGAAUCAUAAACCCGGGCUUUUUACUUAAUUUCUUAGCCAUGUUCCCGCUCUCACCUUAUAACCAGCAUGAGUUGAGCUCACCGGACUCAAACGAGACAGAAAAUUAUGAAGCGCUGCUAAGUUUGGCUGAGCGUCUGGGCGAGGCGAAGCCACGAGGCUUGGCGCGAAACGAAAUCGAUCAGUUGCCAAACUAUAAAUAUAAUCCGGACACUCAUAACGGUGAUCAAACGUCUUGCGUGGUUUGCAUGUGCGACUUUGAAGUGCGGCAAGUGCUGCGUGUUCUGCCUUGUUCACAUGAAUUCCAUGUUAAAUGUGUUGACAAAUGGCUCAGGUCCAAUCGAACUUGUCCCAUCUGCCGUGGUAAUGCAUCCGAUUACUUUGAGAACCCCGAACAUCAGCAACAGCAACAGUCUCAAACCCAACAAACACAACCACAGGUGCAGCCACAGUCUCAGUCGCAGUCGCAGCCUCAGCCUUCGUCACAGCAACCAACACAAACGCAGCAAGCGACUACAACUCAACCUCCAAUUUCCUUGACAGCACAGUCCACGGUGCAGAAUCAGCAACAGCAACCGCAAGCACAAACACAAGUAACACAGGCGCAUUAAAUGCAAACACAUACAUACAAUGCGGUAAAAGUAAUUGAGAAAAAUUGUACUUCAGGAAAAGAAGAGAAUAGAGUAUACAAAGUCAAUACCAAAUAAAAGUAAUUUAACAAAAAGAAUAUGCAGAUAUUGAACAACUAAAAACUACUCGUAAAAACACUAAAAGUCAAGCACUCUUCUAACGUCCACGUCCAAUAAGUGUAUUUGUAAUUCUUUGUGUUUCCAAUGAAAUUAGAAAUGAGCUAGAAAUUAAUUACAUUCUAAAUGCAAAAUAGAUAAAUGUAUGUAUAUUUAUAUGUGUGUGUGCAUGCGUAGAAAAGAAACUGAAUGAUACAUUGUUAUGAGCGUUUCUUGGCUAUCAUGUGGAAAUCAUAUUUUGAAAUUAACACCAUAACCAGCUACAUAGCUACAUACUAUAUUCUGUAUGCAAUACAUAUGCAAUUGUAGUCGUCAAUCUGUAAAGAUAUUGUUACCAAAUUGUUGUUAAGAUGAGUAAGUUGAAAUAAUCACAACCAAUACGCAAACUUUAGACUAACGGCAAUAGAAUAAAUAGUUAAUCAAUAUAUUCUACAUAUGUAUGUACUUUAUGCUCGUAUCACGGAAUACAACUAGAUCUGUAUAUCACUUGUGUGUAUGUAUGUCUCAAAUGAUUUUCUAAUUAGCCUUUUUCUCGCAUUCCACCUGAGUGGUGUAUCUGUGUAUCUGUUUGUUAAUAUAACAUUUCUUAUACGCAAAAACAAAAACUACAAACUUUAUAGGCAACAAAAUUAGGCUCCUCCAAGCGAAAAGCAAAAUGCAUAGAAAGAAGAAAAAGAGGCAAAUAAAUCAAAUCAUAAUUAUGUAUGUAUGUAAUUUGAUACAUUUACUCAAAAUUCUCUUCAGCCACAUUAAGCUCUGUACAUACAAUUUAUGCGCAAUACGAAUAUGCACUAUGUAGUUGUAUUCGGUCUAAAGUAGGCAGUUUGAAAUUUUUUUACUUCACUUUUUUUUUUAAUCUUAAACACAUUUACUCACUUAGUUACUUACCGCUGUCCUGAUCUCCUCGUGCAGCAUAGGGACUGUAUAAUAUAUCUAAAUGACACUCUAUUAAAUGCUGCACGGCAAAUGUCAUUCCAGUUGUAAUUUACGGUGUCGAGUUCCCUAUCGAUGGUUCUGCGCUAGGCGCUCGCUGGAGCGCCAGGUUGUCUGGAACCCUGGGUAUUUUAUCUUAGCGCCUGCGUGUGUGACCAAUCCAGCCCCACUUAGUCCUACCAAUCUCAAUCGGUACAGUUUCUUAUUGGGUACGGUGCUAUAAAUAUUCGUUUCUUAUUUUUUCUGGCCAUCUUAUACCAAGUAUUCUUCGCAAACAUUUAUUAAUGCAUGUUUGAAUUCUCGAUACAAUACGGGAGGAGCCUUUCCAUGUUUCACAUCCAUAGAAUAGCACUGAUUUAAAAUUGGACUGAAAGAUACGCAACUUCCUACGUUUCCACGACAGUCGGUUCUACGUUACCGAAACGACCCGGAUUUAUAUCCGGCCAAGGACUGUCACUCCAGCAGCAUUUCCCGUAUGUAGGUAGGGGGAAUGUUUAUGCUGCUACAACAACAACAUACGCAGCUUUGUUUUGCGUGAGAUCUGGCCCGACUUUUCCAUAAGUUCCUCAGUAUGCUAAAAACCAAAUUUGCCGUGGUAAUCCUUGUAUCGACGUCUUCGUCAGCACCGCUUUUGGCUGAAAUAGCACUUCCCUAAUAUACAAACCUCUGUACGCUUUCAGUGCAUUCAUCGCUGCACCUUACUUUAGUUUUUCUUGCAUUUAUUACUAGGCCUGCUCCUCUGCUCUGACACAAUAAUUGAUUAAGAUUUUGUUUCCAGAUCAUUUAGUCUGUGUCUGACCCUGCACACAUUGCCCAGGUAUAAGUACGACGUCCAUUGUAUUCCGCGCCUUCCGUUCAUUGAAGAACCCAUUACUUCGUCUAAACAGAGAAUAAAUAGCAUUGGCGCCAAAAUGCAGCUCUGCCACACCCCCCCAGUUUGAACUUCGAAGGGUUCUGAUACCAAACCAUUAUGCAGAACGCAACAUUUAACGGCAUUAUAUGUACAUAGCUUUGAUUAUGUUGGCAAUUUUUUUUGGCAAUCCCCUCCAUAGAAGAGUUCCCCAUACGUAGAGUUCUCCUUUAACGCUGUCGAAUGCUAUUUUAAAGUCGAUAAAGCGCAUAUAAAUUGACGUUCGGAACUCGUCGCAUUGCUUUAGUAUGAUGCGAAUGAUGUUUAUAAGGUCGAUGCAAGAUUGGCCGGCUCUAAAACCAUAUUGAUUUUCUCGGAGGUUGGUUUCUACGGCGACGCACUUGCGGUCAAGUACAAUUUUUGUCAGUAUUUUGCUGGGUACAGGCAAAAAAAUCAUGCCUCGGUAAUUUUCAUAAUUUUAAUUUAGAGAGGUCACGCAUUUUGGGCACCUUUACUAAUACACCCUCAUUCCAGCUUCCAAGCUUGGUAAAGCUUCAUCACUCCAUACUUGUUCUAAUACUGGUAGCCAAAUAUCAGAUGUUAGGUUGGGAUCGAUUUUUUAAGAACUAAGGUUAAAUAUUAUCAUUUUGAGUAUAGUCUCCCCGAGCAUCAGCAAAACGGCACGUAAGUGCUACUUGAAGUGUACCUGUGGUACUCUUGCCAUUUCCCCGAACAUCAAUACAUUUGUCCCAACGAGAUUCCAAUUUAAGAAUUCCAUCACUGAAAUGAAAAUCUGGAAGGGCGACUGCAAAAUACGCUUCCACAGCUGUUAUGACCUCAUCAUUUGAUAAAAAAACGCUUUUCACAUAUGCAUUUUUUUCCGUCUGGAAACAGAUGAAGUCGCUAGGGUCCAAAUCUUGUGAAUACGAUGGAUGCUCCAACAAUUCGAACUUUAAUUCAUGGAUUUUAGCCAUUGUCAAAAUGCUCUUGUGACACGGUGCAUUGUCCUGAUGAAAACGAAUAGUAUAACGGUAAUAUUUCUUUAUUAUGAGGACUGUCAAUGUAUAAACACCAAAAAAUUUUGAAAUAUACAGCUCUCACUCUCACCUUGCUACGAAAAAAAAAAACAAAAAUGUUAUUUUGAAAAAAAGUUGCCCAUUGGCUUAGAAUUCCCCUUUUCAAAGGCACAGAGUUAUGUACAUACAUACAUAUAUACAUAUUAUAGCAAAACAGAAAUUUCUACUGAAAACCCCAAUAACUACUAACAACUACUGAAAUACAGAAAAUCGCGCCCAGCGUAAACUGUUUGUUGUUUUACCUCUAAACUCUAAUCACUAAUCAAAAAUUAUGCUACAGAAAAUAAAAACUGCAUGAACUUUUUAAGUGACCUAGUGCAUUUAUUAUUAAUUUAUUGAAUAGUAUUAAAUCCAUUGCACAAGAGUUCAAGUGUUAAAAAUAUAUGUGCACGCUUAGUUGUCACCUAAAGAACGCGCAAUAAGCCACCGUCCUUUUGAGUAUUUGAUCGAGCUUCUCCUCCUAUUUGUGGCGUGCGUCUUGAUGUUGUUCCACCAUUCACUAUAAACAAAGAAACCGCUCCAUACAAACAAUAUUAGAAUAUUCAUAAAAUGACAGAGCUUCACAAAACUGUAUAUGUAGAUGUAAAUUUUUUUCUUCAAAAAUAUCUAUACAAAAUUCUCUAAAGGGGCGUCCAUAAAUUACGUGAGAUAUUUAAGGGGGGAGGGGGUCAAGUCAAAUCUCAUCUAAUCUUACGUUGGAGAGAGG